UUCGACAAAAACUUGAAGAAGAAGAUAAAUAAUAAAAAAAAAUCGUUCCAUUUACAAAAAUCAACUUUCAAAAUAUAAAUCAUAACCAUCAAGGAAACAUAAAUCAACAAAAAAAAACAUGGCUGCACCACAAUUUAAUCUUGAUCCAUCUAAAAUGCAAAUAAUCAAUGAAUUAGAAGUUGAAAUGGUUGCCGAUAUGUAUAAUCGUAUGACACGUGCAUGUCGUCUAAAAUGUAUCGUUCGUAAAUAUAAAGAUUCUGAAUUAAGUAAAGGUGAAUCAGUUUGUAUUGAUCGUUGUGUAGCAAAAUAUUUAGAUAUACAUGAUAAAAUUGGUAAAAAAUUAAAUUCAUUAUCACAUAUGGAUGAAGAAGCAGCAAAAAAAUUACAACAAGAACAACAACAACUGUUACAACAACAACAACAAAUGCAGACCAAAUGAUCAAUGUUUUA
Dermatophagoides pteronyssinus (European house dust mite) is the source of this 450-nucleotide messenger RNA. It is a transcript of the gene Tim10, whose product is annotated as translocase of inner membrane 10. Gene Ontology annotation, biological process: protein insertion into mitochondrial inner membrane. Lineage: Eukaryota; Metazoa; Arthropoda; Arachnida; Sarcoptiformes; Pyroglyphidae. The record is from RefSeq and is a predicted model, not a curated record. Gene Ontology annotation, cellular component: mitochondrial inner membrane.